AUGAACGCCAUCCAGGCGGGCGAAGAUGCUGUGGGACUGACACAGCCCGUCUUCCACCACCCCAGCCAGCCAGAGCCCCCCAAGCUGAGCGUUUCCGACUCUGGAUCCCCGGCUGUCCCCAACUCCCUGGCCACCACCAACUCCCUGGGCACCACCAGAUCCCCAGCUGUACCCAACUCCCCGGCCACCGCCAGCUUCUCCCAGUCUUCUUUGGGCGAGAAGACAAAGGAAGCCCUGCCCUCAGCUGGUCAGCUGCCCCACCUAGCAGCCCAGCAGAACAAGGUUGCCAUCUCUGAGCUCAAGUCGUGCCUGCAGCGGGCACGGGAACUGGGUGUGCAGGUCCAGGCGCUGAGAGCUAGUGCCCAAGAGGAUGCUGGGGCAACCAGCACGCCAGGGGCUGAGGAGCCUCCCAAGCAGUCAUGCAGUGAGAAGGCGCCUGCCUACCAGCGCUUCCACUCGCUGGUGCAGCCCGGGCCUCCGGGGCUGGUGCUGCCCUUCAAGUACCAGGUGCUGGCUGAGAUGUUCCGCAGCAUGGACACUGUGGUGGGCAUGCUGCAUAACCGUGCCGAGACAGCCACCUUUGCCAAGGUCCAGCGGGCCGUGCAGGACCUGACACGCAGGCGCUUCGAGGAGCGCAGCAUUGGCCAGAUCAAGGCUGUGUAUCCCGACUGCUACUGCUUCCGCCAGGAGCGCAAUGUCCCCACCUUCAAGGACGGCGUCCGGAGGUCGGACUACCAGCUCACCAUCGAGCCAGUGCUGGAUCAAGAGACUGGUGCCACCUCAGCACUCACGGCCUCACGCCUCCUGCAGCGGCGGCAGGUCUUCAGGCAGAAGCUGGUGGAGCGGGUGAAGGAGCACCACAGGGUCUUCCUGGCCUCUCUGAACCCCCCCUUGGUGGUGCCUGAGGACCAGCUGACCCGCUGGCACCCACGUUUCAAUGUGGAUGAGGUGCCGGACAUCGAGCCAGCCGUGCUGCCCCAGCCGCCCACCACCGAGAAGCUCACCACCGCCCGGGAGGUGCUGGCCCGGGCCCGCAGCCUGAUGUCACCCAGGAUGGAGAAGGCCUUGAGCCAGCUGGCCCUGCGCUCUGCCGAGCCCAGCAGCCCCGAGUCCCCCUGCCCAGCCCUGCCGGCUACCCCACCCGCCACCCCGCCCAGCGCCCUGAAGGGGGUGUCCCAGGACCUGCUGGAACGCGUCCGGGCCAAGGAGGCACAGAAGCAGCUAGCACAGAUGACACGGCGCCCAGAGCAGGAGCAGCGGCUGCAGCGGCUAGAGCGGCUGCCUGAGCUGGCCCGCGUGCUGCGUGGCAUCUUCGUGUCAGAGCGCAAGCCAGCACUCAGCAUGGAGGCGGUCUGCACCAGGAUGGCAGGCAGCUGCCGCGCUGCCCUGAGCCCUGGCGAGAUGGAAAAGCACCUGCUGCUUCUCUCUGAGCUGCUGCCCGACUGGCUCAGCCUCCACCGCAUCCGUGCUGACACCUACAUCAAGUUGGACAAGGCCGCUGACCUGGCUGCCAUCACAGCACGCCUGGCCCAACAUGCCCGCAUCGAGGAGGGGCUGUGAGCCUGGGGGCCACUGUGG
Molecule: messenger RNA, 1578 nt
Organism: Carlito syrichta (Philippine tarsier)
Lineage: Eukaryota; Metazoa; Chordata; Mammalia; Primates; Tarsiidae
Gene: CDT1
Product: chromatin licensing and DNA replication factor 1
Exons: 12
Coding region: 1-1560 (519 amino acids)
Biological process (GO): mitotic cell cycle; regulation of DNA-templated DNA replication initiation; DNA replication checkpoint signaling
Cellular component (GO): nucleus
Molecular function (GO): DNA polymerase binding; DNA binding
Source: RefSeq, a predicted model, not a curated record